This is a messenger RNA of Recurvomyces mirabilis, 1407 nucleotides long. It is a transcript of the gene RRD1, whose product is annotated as Serine/threonine-protein phosphatase 2A activator 1. Gene Ontology annotation, biological process: mitotic spindle organization. The record is from RefSeq and is a predicted model, not a curated record. Bases 1 to 1407 code for a protein of 468 amino acids. Gene Ontology annotation, molecular function: protein tyrosine phosphatase activator activity; peptidyl-prolyl cis-trans isomerase activity. NCBI's taxonomy places the organism in Eukaryota, Fungi, Ascomycota, Dothideomycetes, Mycosphaerellales, Teratosphaeriaceae. The transcript has a single exon. Gene Ontology annotation, cellular component: cytoplasm; nucleus; protein phosphatase type 2A complex.
AUGACGACCAGUGCACAAGCCCCGAAAGCAAUGCGCCUGGAGCUUCUGCCGCCAAGUACAGCACAUACCUUCACGACACCAUCGAAAAGAAUUAACGACGGCAACGACCUUUCUUUCUUCUUGUCAUCUACCGCAUAUCGCGAUCUGACAGUAUGGAUCCUACAACUCAACCGCUCCAUGUUCCCAAUUUCUAAGGAUGGGAAGGACGAAAUAUGCAGUCUUCUCUCGCCACCAUCAUCCUCUUCCAGCAUCACAAGCGUUCAAUCAAUAUUAAAAGCUCUGACGAAUCUACUGGAGAAAGCACCACCAAGUACAGGGCCACGAAGAUUCGGCAACGUAGCCUUCCGCGACUGGUUCAACCUUGUCGAGCAAGAUAUCGAAUCUCUCGUCAGUACACACCUGUCCAGUAUCUUCCAAAUAUAUGUCAGCGACGACCACGAACGGUCAAACGAGCUGGUCAACGAAUUACGAUCCUACCUAAUAGGCUCCUUCGGUAGCCCACAGCGCCUCGACUACGGUACUGGCCACGAAUUAUCCUUCCUUGCCUUCUUGGGCUGUCUCUGGAAACUCGACUUCUUCCAGGAUGGCGAAGAAAGGACAAUAGUAUCAAGUCUCAUCCAGCCAUACCUUAUCCUCAUACGCAGACUAAUCCUAACAUACACCCUCGAGCCCGCCGGUUCCCAUGGCGUCUGGGGACUAGACGACCACAGCUUCGCCCCUUACAUCUUCGGCUCUGCACAACUAGGGCCAGCCAUCGACCCAGAAGAUUGGAGCAAACCAGUACCGACAGAAGGCUCCCACCACUCUGCCCCUUCACCCGCUUCUGUCACCAAGAAAGACGUCGUCAGGGACUAUGAGGGGAGUAACAUGUACUUCUCCGCCAUCCAAUUCAUCUACGACGUCAAGAAAGGUCCCUUUUGGGAACACUCACCUGUAUUAUACGAUAUCAGCGGCUUGAAGGACGGGUGGGGAAAGAUCAACAAGGGCAUGUUGAAAAUGUAUGCGGCGGAGGUAUUGGGCAAAUUCCCGGUAGUGCAGCAUUUCCCCUUCGGUAGUCUUUUUAAGUGGGAGGCGGAUCCAGAUGCGGUUGCGCAGACUGGGAGCGUACAUGCGCAACAGCAGCCAGUGUCGAAGGAUGUGCCUAUACCUCCACCUGGUGGUAGUGGAGGUGUUGGUGUUGGUGUGGGGACUGCUGCGCCAUGGGCGAAGUCGAGUGGAGGUAGUACGCAGGCAUUCGCGACGUCAUUGAUGCCUGCUAGUACUGGCAUACCUUCUACCAGAGCACCGUGGGCUGGAAGUGCGGGCGCGACAACAUCGAUGUCUCCACCAGGGGGCGUGAGGAGGUCUGCUGCUACUACUCUGGGACGAAAUCCGGAAAUACCCAGACCACUUGAGCGGCCUAGAUGA